AUGUCUGGUCCCUCAGUUACUUUGCCUGUUGGCGUGGACGUAGCCGCUUUUGACACUGCCUCCAAGAUUCUUCAAGUCAUAAACAGGUACAGCCUUAAACGAUCAAGUGACACGACAGCCAAGGCAGACGAGGGCGCUUUAAAAUAUCUUGCUGUCAUUUACUCUUAUGUCAAGGCAAAUGCUACAAUUCCCAUGGCCCUCCCCGGCUUCCCAUUCAAGUCUCCAAAUUCACAACCAGGGUCGGGCAAGGUAUUGGGCAAGCUGCCUGACAAGGCUGAAGAGCUGUCGCUGGCACACCUCAAUGGGUUAUGCCUUUCCAUUAAAGAGGUUUACCCUCCAGGUGCACAGCUCACAAUCAUUUCGGAUGGCCUCACAUACAAUGAUCUACUUGGAGUGUCAGACUUGGACGUGUGGAACUAUGGGGAAACUCUAAGAGCCAUUGCUACAGCCAAGGGACACACGCAUAUAACCUUUGCGCGACUCCAAGACCUCGUAGCAAUCACUUUGCCAGACCAACUCGAAGAAAUGAUUUACGUGGCAAACGCGUCAAACUUCCGACGAGCACUACUCAACGGCUUUAGUAGCCCUGACUGGAGCUGGGAGACAGCCAGCCAGAGAGAAGACGUCCAGUUGACAUACAAGGGGUAUAUCAAGGCCGUGGGGAUAGAUCUCCAGCACAUGUACGACAUUACAGACGACGCCAGCAGGGCCAAGUUUCAGCAGGGAUUGGAGUACAUAGCUCAGCAAAUGCUGGCUCGCGGAGAUGCGUUUGCUAAUGCUAUCGGACAAAAAUACAAAGACUAUGUCCGCCUGUCUAUACACGCGUCAACUGGAGCAGCGAAGUUAAGUAUCAACCUGUUGCCUACGGACUCCAGCUACACAACUCCUUGGCAUUGUGCUGUGGCGUAUAAGUUGGAUGGCACAAUCACUACCAGUAAAAGAUCUGAUUUCGAUAACGACAGUUCAUACGAACUUGUCUACGAAAGAGACAGACCCAGCCAUUACCGCGAAAAAUCAGCCUCCAGCUGA
Messenger RNA from Trichoderma gamsii, 1029 nucleotides. RefSeq lists its product as hypothetical. NCBI's taxonomy places the organism in Eukaryota, Fungi, Ascomycota, Sordariomycetes, Hypocreales, Hypocreaceae. The transcript is spliced from 3 exons. Bases 1 to 1029 code for a protein of 342 amino acids. The record is from RefSeq and is a predicted model, not a curated record.